Messenger RNA from Dentiscutata erythropus, 1530 nucleotides. Lineage: Eukaryota; Fungi; Glomeromycota; Glomeromycetes; Diversisporales; Gigasporaceae. The record is from the annotation of a GenBank genome assembly.
AUGAAUUCGCAUAUUUCUGAGAACGCUGUCGGAGAUAUAUCACCGCCUCGCGACGCGUAUCAUUUAGACUUUAAUGAAGAAAAAGACGCGACCACUUCACCUCCUGCAGUGGUCACUGAUUCUAUCGACCAAUUGGAAGACUCAGGGGCUAGUAACGACACGGAUUCGGGUGAUGAAAGCCCAAUUGGGGUGACAGUAAUUGACCAGGCAACCAUUACUGAAUCCGAAAGAAAAAAAAAUUCGGAAUUUUUUUGUGGCAGGGGUUCUAAAACACCCGAGAGAUACAUGAAAAUUAGAAAUUUCAUUCUUAAUGCAUGGAAUAGCAAUAAACCAAAAUACGUGUCCAAGACAAGUGUUAGAUCAGGACUCAAGGACUGCGGAGAUGUGAAUGCCAUCGGCCGUGUUCAUUCAUAUCUAGAAUUGAUAGGUGCCAUCAAUGUCGGUGAUGACUUAGUAAAGAGAAAGCAACGAACUUUCAAGCCAAAAGUACUUUAUGAUGCGGCCAAAAGUACUAACGUAAUUAAAAAAAGAAAAGGGAAGGCUGUGUUGAUGGAUGAGAAUUGGACACUUAAUGGACGCGGUAAAAAAAGCCGUAAUGAAGAAAGAGCAAGUCCAAAUGAAUAUGAUGAUGAUGGAGAGGAAGGAACUCCAGGCGACAAUCAAAUACGUCGAAGCAAGCGAACUCGUACCAGUACGAAAGGAGCAUAUGACAUGGUCGGUUCCUAUGAUCCUUUCAGAUUGGUACCACCACUUAAUUAUACGUCAAGAAAUCCAGCGCCAUUCCGUGUAUCGGUUACAGCAAAUGUCAUGCUCGUAAUGGAUUUUCAUGCUCAUUUGGCUCAUACGGAAAUCAUCGGUUUACUCGGUGGCCAUUUUCAUCCAGAUAGUGAAAGUAUGGAAGUGACAUACGUAUUUCCAUGCAGAAGUGCUAGCACUGGAUUUCAGUGUGAAAUGGAUCCAGCAUCUGAAGUUGCUGCGAGAGAAGUUUUUGCCGAAAAGGGCCUUCAAUUCGUUGGGUGGUAUCAUUCACAUCCAACAUUUGAACCUCAACCUUCUGUCCGUGAUAUUGAAAACCAGACUCAGUAUCAGGAAAUGUGGCGACGUGAAGACGGUGUGGAACCCUUUAUUGGCGUUAUUGUAACGCCGUAUGACGCUGGACACGAAUCUAAUGUGUCCAGAUUUCAGUUCUGGGUGAGCGGAACAAACUAUGACCUUUCGGGGCAAUUUAGAACACCUUAUUCAUGCCAACAUUCGGUAUCACCAAGUGCAAGUUUACCCGAGGAAAUGUUUACACAAUUAUCUGAGUUGAUCGAGGAAUAUCAAAGUUAUGAUCAAAACGAGGAUGAUGUUUCACGCCUUGAUAAAAUGCUAGAAUCAUUAUCUUCACAUAUAUCGGUUGCUUCUUCUACUGCCGAGAACUUUAUUUCUCGGGUAAGGGAACUUAUGAAGGCAAACUUCCGUCCUGCCAAGAAGAAUAAUGCGGAAUGUCAUGGUAAUACUGAUUCAAUAAUAAAAAAAGGGCAAGAAUAA